AUAUGUGUGUACACACACACACACCACACACAUUUGAAUGCUACUCAGCCAUAAAAAAGAAUGAAAUUUUGCCAUUUGCACCAAUAUGGAUAGACUUGGGGGUAUUAUGCUUAGUGAAAUAAGUCAAACAGACAAGUAUAAUAUCACUUAUAUAUGGGAUCUAAAAACAUAUUUGUGAAUAUAACAAAAAAGGAAACAGAUUUACAGAUACAGAGAACAAACUAGUUUACCAAUAGGGAGAGGGGCAAAGUAAGGAUAGAGGAUUAAGAGGUGCUAACUACUAUGCAUAAAAUAAACUAUAAGGAUAUUAUGUACAACCCAGGGAAUAUAUCCAGUAUUUUAUAACUGUAAAUGAAAUGUAACCUUUAAAAAUUAUGAAACACUGUUUUAUGCAUGAAACUUUAAAAUCAACUAUACCUCAAAAAACCUCUUGAGAAAUUUCAUUGAUAGAUUGAUCAACAUUUUGAGUAGCUCUUAAAGAAACCUGCCUAUGUGUGUUUGAGAGAGUGAAAGAUGAGAGAAAGGAGGAGAGGGUGAGAGAGUUGGAGGGAGAGAGGUAGACUUAGUUUAAAAAAAAAAAAAAGAAUAAAUGCUAAAUUGUGUAUUGACAAAAGUCAGUGAAAGUUUAGUGGUUUGUAGUACUAGAAGAGCUCUGGGGAUCUGGGAUGGUAGAGAGAGGGUUAGUCUGGGUGUAGGAAAUAACAAACAAUGGCAGAGAAUUUGGAAUGAACGUAGAAUGUCCUAGAGAAGAAUAAGAUGAUUUUUCUUUGUAGGAGAACUUGUCAUGAGAGAAGGUCCUCAUCUUGGGGAGGCUUUGAGAGAUUUUCUUGUGAAAUACUCGAGUAGAAAAAGUUAUUGGGACAAACUUGAGGAUCCAAGCAUAAAGGAAAGAAAAGCCUUGCCAAGAUAUUGAAGAAGGAGUGAGGAUCUCGCCUCCUAAUCUGGGCCUCUUGUCAUGGAUGAAGAGACUCGGCACAGCCUUGAGUGCAUCCAGGCCAAUCAGAUCUUUCCCAGGAAACAGCUGAUCCGGGAGGAUGAGAAUCUUCAGGUUCCUUUCCUUGAACUUCAUGGAGAAAGCACAGAGUAUGUGGGCCGUGCUGAGGAUGCCAUCAUUGCCCUUUCUAAUUACAGACUUCACAUUAAGUUCAAGGAGUCUCUUGUUAACACUGCCUCUCAAUCUGCUGCUUCUGAAAUCCUAGUUCCAUUGCAGCUUAUAGAAAGUGUUGAAUGCCGAGAUAUAUUUCAGCUUCAUUUGACUUGCAAAGACUGCAAAGUUAUCAGGUGUCAGUUCUCAACCUUUGAGCAGUGUCAAGAGUGGCUUAAGAGACUGAACAAUGCAAUCCGACCACCUGCUAAAAUAGAAGAUCUCUUCUCAUUUGCAUACCAUGCUUGGUGUAUGGAAGUCUACGCCAGUGAAAAAGAGCAACAUGGGGACCUGUGCAGACCAGGGGAGCACGUAACGUCAAGGUUUAAAAAUGAAGUGGAGCGCAUGGGUUUUGAUAUGAACAACGCCUGGAGGAUUUCCAACAUCAAUGAGAAGUACAAGCUGUGUGGUAGCUAUCCACAGGAACUCAUAGUACCUGCCUGGAUCACUGACAAAGAACUAGAGAGUGUAGCAAGCUUCAGGUCCUGGAAGCGCAUCCCUGCCGUCGUUUAUAGGCACCAGAGCAAUGGAGCUGUCAUUGCGCGCUGUGGACAGCCGGAGGUCAGCUGGUGGGGCUGGCGAAACGCCGAUGAUGAGCACCUGGUGCAGUCAGUAGCCAAAGCUUGUGCCUCUGACUCCCGAUCAAGUGGCAGCAAGCUGUCAACUAGGAACAAUCCUCGAGACUUCCCCAAUGCAGGAGACCUUUCUGAUGUGGAGUUUGAUUCUUCUCUGUCAAAUGCUUCAGGAGCAGAGAGUUUAGCCAUUCAACCACAGAAGCUUUUGAUCUUGGAUGCACGCUCCUAUGCAGCAGCUGUGGCAAACCGAGCCAAAGGAGGAGGCUGUGAAUGCCCAGAGUAUUACCCGAACUGUGAAGUUGUGUUUAUGGGGAUGGCAAAUAUUCAUUCAAUUCGGAGAAGUUUUCAGUCUCUGCGAUUGCUGUGCACACAGAUGCCAGAUCCAGGAAAUUGGCUCUCAGCUCUUGAAAGCACAAAAUGGCUCCAUCACCUCUCUGUGCUUCUGAAGUCAGCACUUCUGGUAGUGCAUGCUGUGGAUCGUGAUCAGCGACCAGUGCUAGCCCACUGCUCAGAUGGCUGGGACCGCACCCCCCAGAUUGUGGCAUUGGCUAAGCUCUUGCUGGAUCCUUAUUACCGAACCAUAGAGGGUUUCCAGGUCCUCGUGGAGAUGGAGUGGCUAGAUUUUGGCCACAAGUUUGCUGACCGGUGUGGUCAUGGGGAGAACUCAGAUGAUCUGAACGAGCGUUGCCCAGUGUUUUUGCAGUGGCUUGACUGCGUUCAUCAACUUCAGAGGCAAUUUCCGUGCUCUUUUGAGUUCAAUGAAGCAUUCCUUGUGAAACUGGUGCAACAUACCUAUUCCUGCCUCUUUGGAACAUUCCUGUGCAACAACGCCAAGGAGAGAGGAGAAAAGCAUACUCAGGAACGGACAUGUUCUGUGUGGUCGCUGCUUCGGGCGGGCAACAAGGCUUUCAAAAACCUACUGUAUUCCUCUCAGUCAGAAGCCGUGCUGUAUCCUGUGUGCCAUGUGCGUAACCUGAUGCUAUGGAGUGCGGUGUACCUGCCCUGCCCAUCCCCGUCUACCCCUGUGGACGACAGCUGUGCACCAUACCCAGGCCCUGGCACCAGCUCUGAGGAUCCGCCCCUGAGUCGGCUACCAAAGACUAGAUCAUUUGACAAUCUGACCACAGCCUGCGACAACACAGUGCCUCUCACUAGCCGGCGCAGCAGUGACCCGAGCCUGAAUGAGAAGUGGCAAGAGCACCGGCGUUCACUGGAACUGAGCACCCUGGCUGGUCCUGGAGAGGAGCCUCUAGAUCCUGACAGCUUGGGGAAACCAACCAAAGUGCUGGCUGGGGCUGAGCUAUCUGUUGCAGCUGGAGUGGCUGAGGGGCAGAUGGAGAACAUUUUGCAAGAGGCCACCAAAGAGGAGAGUGGGAUAGAGGACCCUGCUCACAGGGGGAUGCAGGAGGUCAAAGAGGAGGCUCUUUUAGAAAAGGAGAGCAGGAGAAAGACCCCUGAGGGCCCAGCCAUUGUAUUUCAACAAGAGCCAGAACUGGGUGAUGAUGCUUUGAGCAGCCAGCCAGGCACCAGCCUUCCUCUGGGUAUUCCUGAGCAGCAGGGUGGGCACAGUGUUCUCCCCAGUUCUCUCCAGGAGACCCCCAGGGGAGAGGAUGUCCAAGAGGUCCCUGUGGAACAGUCUCGAAUAGGAGCUAUGGCAGAGGAUAGGGAGGAAGCAGUCCUUCCAAUCCCAGUAGAUGCAGAAGUUGGUUAUGGUACCUCACAGUCAAGUUCUCUGCCCUCCCAAGUCCCACUUGAGGCCAGAGGACCAAACGUGGACAGUUCCAUGGACUUGUUAAUAGAGGAUAAAAUGAAGUCAGAAAGUGGGCCCCAAGGCCAUCACAGAUCUUGCCUGGUAAACAGUGGCAGGUUCAGUGGCAAGUUCGUGCUUCCUCAAGCCAUGGAGCCCAGGCUUUUGGAGAGGAGCCUGGCUGAAAGGCCCCAGGUGGGAUCUGUGGUGCAUAGGACUUCUCCUGGCAGCACCCACAGCCCAGCACAUUCUCCUUGUGCCUUGCCUUUAGCUGAAUGUAAAGAGGGCCUUGUAUGCAAUGGUGCCCCUGAGACUGAAAAUAAGGCCUCAGAGCAGCCCCCAGGGCAUAGUACCCUCCAGAAGUACCCCACCCCCAAUGGGCACUGCGCUAAUGGGGAAGCUGGUAGGAGCAAGGACUCACUGAGUCGCCAGCUGUCUGCUACAAGCUGCAGCUCUGCCCACUUACCCUCGAGGAACUUGUACCACAAGUGGCUGCACAGUUACUCGGGGAGGCCGUCUGCAGCUGGCAGCCCUGAUCAGCCUUCCCGUAGCCACCUGGACGAUGAUGGCAUGCCUGUGUACACGGACACAAUCCAGCAGCGCCUGCGUCAGAUUGAGUCAGGCCACCAGCAGGAAGUGGAGACCUUGAAGAAACAGGUCCAGGAGUUGAGGAGUCGCCUAGAGAGCCAGUAUCUGACCAGCUCCCUGCGCUUCAAUGGGGACUUUGGGGAUGAAGUGACCUCAAUUCCCGACUCGGAAAGCAAUCUGGAUCAGAACUGUUUGUCUCGCUGCAGCACAGAGAUUUUCUCUGAAGCCAGCUGGGAGCAGGUGGAUAAACAGGACACGGAGAUGACUCGAUGGCUCCCUGACCACCUGGCUGCCCACUGCUAUGCGUGUGAUAGUGCCUUCUGGCUUGCCAGUAGGAAGCACCACUGCAGGGACACUGACCGUGUUGAUCAAACGUGGAAUUGUGGGAAUGUAUUCUGCUCCAGUUGUUGUAACCAGAAGGUUCCAGUUCCCAGCCAACAGCUCUUUGAACCUAGUCGCGUGUGCAAGUCUUGCUAUAGCAGCCUGCAUCCCACAAGCUCCAGCAUUGACCUUGAACUGGAUAAGCCCAUUGCUGCCACUUCAAACUGAAGCUUAGUGACCUGGGGUGGGCAGAGGCCAAGCUACUCUUCCUCUGACAGGCCCACAAAGCCUGGGCAGACCAAGAAGCCCGUGCACUUUGGAAUGGGGACAUGGAACCAACUGUGCAGAGUGAUGGAAAUUUGGGAUGUACCACUGGAUUGUAGAUUGAUUCCCCACCUGCCACCCCCUAUUUUUUUUCUCUUCAUUUUUUGUCCUCCCUCUGCUUCUCCUGGUUGUCUUAAAAAAAAAAAAAACUUUUUUUUUUUUAUGAAAAACCAGAGGUUGCCAGGUUCCCUAUAAUUGUUGAGCUGCCUGCUGCCAGGUGGUGCUGAGGGUUGGCUUGGUUUCUCAGGAUGGGAGGAGGCUGGUUGAGUUAGAGUGGAGGCCUGAGAUAAUGAGCAGGGAAUACAGUCAAUGCUGACAUUUGUGACUGUUCCUCACACUGCUGCCACAUCAGACUGGUUGGCAAAACCUUUGCUUCUGAGGACACUGAAGGCAUCUGCCUGAUGAACAGUGCUCUGGGUGUCUGCUCCCUCAUGAGAAUCCUACCCCACAGCAGAUAAAUGGGAUUGGCAUUUGGGGGGAGAGGCACACAGUUAGUGAGACUCUUUAGGCCUUUGGGGAAGGAGAGGGUAUGCUCCAAGGCAAGAGAACUGGGAAUGGGUGGCCAGCCUCUUCUUCCCAAUGGGAUUCUUUUUAUACCUUGACCAUCCCUUCACUGUCGAUGGUCUACCCACCUCAGCAGGCUGUGUAGCCUCUACCCUCAGUCAUGAGAGGGCAGACUGGCCAGAGUGCAGUGUCCUGCUGUGGUCAAGGCCAAAGUAUGCUCCGAGCCCGGAAACACCUGGAAACCCCUUUCAGGACCUGGUCCCCCAAACAAUCUCUUCUUGGCCAGCACAGGGAAAUCCAGACUCAGGGUUCCAAAAAUUCCCCACUCCCAAACCAAACAAAUCAUGGAUCUCCCCCUUAAGGGGUAGACUCAGCCUUUCAGAGUGCAAUCAUCAUGAAAAGGGAGCAUGUCCCAUAGAAUCAGCCUCCCUCCACCUCCCCUUAGAGCAGUGGGAAGGGCCCAGCGGUCCCACUGCCCUGCUCCUAUGCUGCUGGCCUGCAGUGAGGGCCCACUUCUCUAUUCUGCAGUGUUCCUUAGAGAAGUGACACAGCCUGUAAGAGACAUGAAGCACCUUUCCUCAGCUUUGAUGUGGUCCAAAAAGAGCCUUAAAUCAAGAAUAUUUGGUGGAGGUAGAUAUAGAGAAGGGUGGAGAGGAGUUAAGGUUUGUGUUUUAUGAUCUUGGCAUCCAUGUUUUGUGCUUGCCCUCCCUCUUGGGGGAAGGGCCAUGCUUGGCUCUGCUAAAAGCUGCUGUCACAGCAGAUUGUGGUGUGCAGUGGGGGCAAGGCUGGGGAACUCUCCUGACCCUUUGGAUGCAGUUCCCUGGCCAAGGGCAAGUUGUGUCUCAGGAAGGUGGCUCCUGGGUGCACCUGGGUGUAGUUAAGAUGUGGCCAGAAGCCUUUCCUGGAGUUAUCAGUCCAGGCAAAAGCCAAGAGCAUCUGAGAACGUCUUUGACUUCCCAGUGGCAGCAGGUUGCUUGGAAUUUGAAUUUAGUGAAACAGGGUGUAAGUUCUUCUCCGCACUCUGUGUGUGGUCUGGCCUUGCAGGUAGGGAGAAGUCAGUCUAAUUGAAGAUUGUGCAGUUCCUAGUGACAGGUGCCAAGAGGUUAUGAUACGGGUUUCUUGGGUCUGGUGUACAGUGUGAAUAAAUGCUUGCAGCUCUUAGCUCUUUUUUGAUCAAUGAAGCACUUUUUUAUUAAUAUUUUUCUUUGUAAAGGAGGAACCGUAACUCUCCGUAGCUGUACAUAUAACCCUUUUCUUCUAAAGAGGAGUCAGUCAGUGCUCCUAUAUUUUUCAUUUUUGUCAAAGCAAGAAGUAAAUACUUUAGAACUGUUAAAUAUAUAAAUAAAGUGAAUAAAGUUUAGUGUUCCGCAUGGUAGCA
This is a messenger RNA of Sus scrofa (pig), 6581 nucleotides long. Lineage: Eukaryota; Metazoa; Chordata; Mammalia; Artiodactyla; Suidae. The record is from RefSeq and is a predicted model, not a curated record.